GUUUCAUUGUGUAAGUGUUCGUGUUUCUAGUAACAACUUUUCUCUACUCAUUAGAUAUAUUAAUGUUGCCAAGUAUGUGUAAUAUUAACAGUUAAUCUAAUGAAGUUUCAUUAUUUGAUUGAAAUCCUUUAAAACUUACUUGUAUUUGUGUAUCUGAAGGCCAAUAAAAGUUGAAUAAGUUUAGUAAUAUUUUAACGUUUCAAAUGUCAUUGGCUGAUGGAAACUUUAAUUUUAAAGAAUCUUUACGACGAAGGAGAUAUACGAUUAGUUCACCUUGUGAACAGAUAGGAGCUCAAGGGUUAAAAAUGGACAUGAAGAAUGAAAAAUUAUCACCAGAAGAAGAAAAGUUGAAUAAGAUGAGCUUAGAAGAGAAACUCAAGAUUCCAGUCAGUGAUCCAGCCUGCGUACCAGAGAAACCCGUGACUGUGACCUUUGCAGAGGUCACCUCAGCUGCCUUCAAGAUCAAGGAAAAUGUUGUGCGCACUCCUUGUGGGGUAUCACAUAUGUCUGAAUCUGAAGGAAUGGAGAUUUUUCUUAAACAAGAUUUUUUGCAGAGAAGUGGAAGUUUCAAGGAACGAGGGGCCUGCUACGCUCUGAUGAUGCUGCCGGAGGCCCAGAAGAAGAAAGGAGUGAUAGCUGCUUCAGCCGGCAACCAUGCCCAGGCACUCUGCUACCAUGGGAAGAAGCUAGGGAUACCAGUCACUGUGGUCAUGCCAGUGUUUGCUCCCAUUAUGAAGAUACAGGCGUGUUAUCGGUUUGGAGGCAAAGUGAUCGUGGAGGGGAGUAACAUGCAGGAGGCAAGGCACGUGGCCUUGGUCAGAGCUUCCAAGCUGGGACUGACCUACAUUAAUGGGUAUGACCAUCCCCACAUCAUCGCAGGCCAAGGCACUAUAGGACUGGAGAUCAUAGAGCAGGUGCAGGAUGUUGAUGCUGUAGUCAUACCGAUUGGUGGCGGAGGGUUGAUCGCUGGAGCUGCUUUGGCCAUCAAGAGUCUUCGCCCUAAUUGUAAAAUAAUCGGAGUGGAAUCUGACAGAUGUCCUGGUUUUGCCACCUCUAUGUCCUGCGGUAAGCCUACAAUUGUGUCUGUCAUGCCUUCGCUUGCAGACGGUUUGGCAGUUCCUCUUGUGGGAGUGAACGCUUUCCAAACUGCACGCCCGUACAUAGACAAAGUGGUGGUGGUGAAGGAGGAAUGGAUAGCCAUCGCCAUCUUGAGGAUGGUGGAGAUGGAGAAAUGUGUGGUGGAGGGGGCAGGAGCUAUAGGUCUGGCAGCUAUAUUGGCCGGUCAUCUCUCUGAGUUUAAGGGGAAAAGAGUGGUUCUAACUGUUAGUGGUGGCAACAUUGACACCACAGUGCUGGGCCGCUGCCUGGAUCGUGGGCUAACAGCUGAUGGCCGUCUCCUCAAAUUCUCUGUGGUGGUGAGCGACAGAGCAGGGAGCAUCGCAGAGCUGUGUACCCUGCUGGCUGAUGUGGGUGUCACCGUCAAGGAUAUCCUUCAGGAGAGAGCUUGGCUCAAGAAUGAUGUGUUCAGCGUCAAGGUGAAAAUUGUGUGCGAGGCUCGUAACAUCGGCCACUGUAAAGAGCUGAUGAAAGCUCUGACUGAUAAAUACGACUCUGUCAGCUUCGCCGGCUUCAUGCAGACUCUGGACUCCAACAUUCGGACCAUGUCUACUCCUGACCUGACUUCCAGCCCUUUCUACAAGAAGCUUCACAUGAGCGAGUCAGGUUCAGAAUAUUUGAUGUAAUGAAAAAAUCUAAUUGUUUUUCUAAACAUCUAUUAUUUAAUAAUAUUCUGUUUGAAUAAAAUAGACAUACUCUGGUUA
Messenger RNA from Homalodisca vitripennis (glassy-winged sharpshooter), 1820 nucleotides. Its product is annotated as L-threonine ammonia-lyase-like. The transcript has 11 exons. NCBI's taxonomy places the organism in Eukaryota, Metazoa, Arthropoda, Insecta, Hemiptera, Cicadellidae. Gene Ontology annotation, biological process: L-serine catabolic process; L-threonine catabolic process. The record is from RefSeq and is a predicted model, not a curated record. The coding region runs from base 204 to 1742 and encodes 512 amino acids. Gene Ontology annotation, molecular function: threonine deaminase activity; L-serine ammonia-lyase activity.